Messenger RNA from Dermatophagoides farinae (American house dust mite), 851 nucleotides. RefSeq lists its product as uncharacterized. Lineage: Eukaryota; Metazoa; Arthropoda; Arachnida; Sarcoptiformes; Pyroglyphidae. The record is from RefSeq and is a predicted model, not a curated record.
AAUUGCUUCGAAUGAAAUUCAUAUUCGACAUCAUUUUCUCGUCGAUAAUCGCAUGCUGAUCACAUGUUUCUUUCCACAAUUUUUCACCAAUAAAAAUGGAUUCAGAUUCUUCAAAUAUUAAUGACAAGAAUAAUCAAUCUGAUGAUACAACUGGAGAAAUUGAAGAGAUUGAAAAUUUACGUAAUAUGCUUCAUCAGAAACAAAAUGAAUUGGAUCAAGAAUUGAAGAAAAAACGUGAACAAUUGAUGAGAAUUCAAGAGAUGAAAACACAGCUUCAAUUUGAACGUGAUAAUUCGGAACGUGCUUUUCGUGAAAAGAUUAAUCAAUUGCGUUCAUUAACAGAGGCAUUGGUCGAAAGUACAAAAUUGGUUUCAACAUUAGCUGAUCGUUCGCCAUCUGCUGCUAUCGCUGUACAAGCAUUGGAACAAACUAACGACGAGAUUCAUCAACAAUCGAUCCAAGAAUUGAAACUUCAUUGUCAAAUGGCACGUGAACAAAUACAGAAUUUGAAUCAAAAUUUGGAAAAACAAGAACAGGAACAGUAUUCAUUGGAAACAAAUGAAACAAACAACCAAGAGGAAUCGUCUUCAGAAUUCAUUCAACCACCAUCAAUACCAACAACGGAAAGCAUUAAUGAGGAAGUAAUGCAAACAACAUCACCAUCAUCUUUGGAAAUGUUGAAAGAAGAACCAGAAACAACUCAAUGAAAAUAUUUGAUUGAUUUAAUGGGAAAAAAAUUCUGUUAAUGAAUGGAAAUGAAUAUUAGUAAUAUCAAUCAAUGCAUGAUAUAAACGAAUUAUUAAUGACAAACAAUGAAAAAAAAAAAAAACAACGAACAAGGAAUGAAUUUG